This is a messenger RNA of Cynara cardunculus var. scolymus (artichoke), 2592 nucleotides long. RefSeq lists its product as uncharacterized. Lineage: Eukaryota; Viridiplantae; Streptophyta; Magnoliopsida; Asterales; Asteraceae. The record is from RefSeq and is a predicted model, not a curated record. The coding region runs from base 1 to 2592 and encodes 863 amino acids. The transcript has 2 exons.
AUGCCAAGAUCGUUUCGUGCAGGUUCACCAUUGCCAAUUGAUCCGGAAAUUGAGAAAACCGCAAAGAAGCUAAGAAAGCAAGCUAAGCUUCGGAAGAAGCAAGGCACGUCUACUUCUUCACAGGUUCUCAAUAUUUGGAAAGAUAUUGAGUUGUCAUCCGAUUCAGAAGAACAAACGGAGGACGAAGAAAAGAAACCUCAUUUUGAGCAAGAAGAACCGGUCAUCGAGACUGAAGAGGAAAUGACGAAUCCCGAACGCACUUUAAGGGAAUGGGCAGCACCCAACGUCGCUGAGCAACCUCUUUGCAUCACUUAUCCGCCGGAAGAGGUAAGUGCAGAACUUAAAACUGGUUUAAUACACUUACUGCCUCGUUUUCAUGGUUUAGCUAACGAAGACCCGUACAAGCAUAUGACCGAGUUCCACAUGGUGUGCUUGGGGAUGAAACCACAAGGCACGACGGUGGAGAAUCUCAAGCUAAAGGCAUUUCCAUUCUCCCUAGUUGACGCAGCUAGGGAGUGGCUUUUCUACUUACCGCCAGGAUCCAUCACCACUUGGGCGCAAAUGGCGAGAGCAUUCCUCGACAAGUACUUUCCCGCAUCCAAAGCCGCCGGGCUUAGAAGAGAGAUAUGUGCGAUCAAGCAGAAGGACAUGGAGUCUUUAUACGAGUAUUGGGAGCGCUUCAAGCGCCUUUGUGUAAGUUGUCCUCAACAUGGAAUUUCUGAUGAAUUAAUAAUUCAAUAUUUUUAUGAAGGUUUGCUACCGAUGGAAAGAAAGAUGAUGGAUGCUGUGAGCGGAGGAGCUAUAGUGAACAAGAUACCAACACAAGCGAGGACUUUGAUAGACACCAUGGCGAAAAACUCCAAGCAAUUUGGAGUACGGAGUGACAUUGGUCGAGGCGCUAGUGAGGUACAUGUUAAAUCUUUAGAGACUAAAAUAACUGAUUUGACUAACCUUGUGAAACAGCUUGCCAUGGGUAAUAUGCCUCAAGUCAAGAAUUCAAGCAAUCGGGCUCCCGACCCUUUCUCGAGCACAUACAACCCCGGUUGGAGGCAGCAUCCGAAUCUGAACUAUGCCCCGAGGCAAGGACAAGGACAAGGUCAACAAUUUCAGCAAAGAGGCUCAUUCCAGCAAUCUCAGCAGUUUCAACCUCAACAAUUCCAAGCACCACCGGGUUUUCAGCAACAACAUCAACCGAAGGCACCAUUUCAGCCGAGUGCCCAACAUCAACAUCAAGUGUCACCGCAAGCUCCUAGUGGCUCAGGUAUGUCAUUAGAGGAUUUAGUUAAGUCUAUGGCUGCUAACAUGGUGAAAUUUCAACAGGAAACUCAGGCAAGUAUUCAAGACCUUCAGGCCACUGUUGGCCAAUUAGCAAACAAAGGUAAAUUGCCGUCUCAAACGGAGAUGAAUCCGAAGGCAAAUGUGAGUGCUGUCACUUUGAGAAGCGGAAAGGAGCUUCAAGAGGUUGUAAAGAAGAAGAAAGAAAAGGUUCAUGAGGAAGAAGAAGAGUUAGAAGUCAAGACAUCCACUUCAGGUGCAAAGGAUGCCAAAGAAGAGGAAGCAAAGAAGAAGACACCCGAAUUGAUAGUUCAAGCACCGCCAUUCCCGAGCCGAUUCGAGAAGACAAAGCGGGAGAGUGAAGAGAAGGAGAUCCUUGACACAUUUCGGAAAUUUCAGGUAAACAUCCCUUUAUUAGAUGCAAUUAAGCAAGUUCCUAGAUAUGCUAAGUUCUUGAAAGAGCUUUGUACGAAUAAAAGGAAACUAAAGGGCAAUGAAAAGAUAAGCAUGAGUCAAAAUGUGUCCGCUGUUUUGCAAAGACAGUUACCACCCAAGUGUAAAGACCCGGGCAUGUUUACCAUACCAUGUAAGGUAGGCAAUGUCUCGGUAGAUCAAGCCAUGUUGGACUUGGGGGCAUCAAUUAAUGUUAUGCCAUAUGCYRUCUMCUCAUCUUUGGAUGUAGGGCCCCUUAAGCCAACCGGUGUGGUAACCCAAUUAGCGGAUAGGUCUAUUGGCUACCCUAAAGGGGUAUUAGAGGACGUGCUAGUUCAAGUGAAUGAAUUGGUCUUUCCGGCAGAUUUUUAUGUUAUAGAUAUGGAGGAGAAAAAUGCCUCCAAGGUCGGUAUGCUUUUGCUAGGUAGACCAUUUUUGAAAACCUCUAAGACGAAGAUAGAUGUCCAUAGUGGUAGUUUGACCAUGGAAUUCGAUGGCGAGAUGAUUAAAAUUAAUAUAUAUGAUGCCAUGCGAUUUCCUAGUGAUGUUUCAUCUUUAUGUUUUGUUGAUAUUAUCGAGUCUUUAUCUGACACUAUGACCAAGGCGUUCCAUGCCUCUCGUAUUUCACGUAAGUCUUCUACUAAAGGUCAGAAAGUUCUCCUCUAUCACUCUAGAUUAAAGUUAUUUCCCUGUAAGUUAAGGUCCAGAUGGAUAGGACCUUUUGUUGUUUUAACCGUUUUUGAGCAUGGUGCAGUGAAGAUACAAAGUCUAUCUACGGGGCAGAUUUUUAAAGUUAACGGCCAUAGGCUAAAGCCGUUCUAUGAAGGCUUUGAUGGAAGGGAAUUAGAAAGGGUAGCUUUGGACACGCCAAGCUACAAGAAUUGA